This is a messenger RNA of Girardinichthys multiradiatus, 5291 nucleotides long. RefSeq names its product tetraspanin 5a (gene tspan5a). The transcript is spliced from 11 exons. Gene Ontology annotation, cellular component: membrane. Gene Ontology annotation, biological process: regulation of vascular endothelial growth factor signaling pathway; protein maturation; protein localization to plasma membrane. Lineage: Eukaryota; Metazoa; Chordata; Actinopteri; Cyprinodontiformes; Goodeidae. Bases 312 to 1187 code for a protein of 291 amino acids. The record is from RefSeq and is a predicted model, not a curated record.
AUCACUGACCACCUUCCCCAGCAACGUCACCGCCCACUGUAGGCGCAAUUUAGCCUGAAUAGCGGAGAAACGCUUUGAACAUUGUUACAGUUCUGCGCCAACUCCGGUCGGUAGGUUCUCGUUUCGUUCGGUGUCAGUGAAGCGGUCAGUCUGCGGUCUGGCAUGUCUCCUUAGCGGGUCUGAGCGGACACUGGAAGCGGACAAAGAGGAAUGCAUCCCCGGAGCGCUGAACCUGUUCCCUCCCGUCCAGCACAAAGCCUGUGAAGCAGGCCGUGUUUCUCCUCAUAGCGACAGGCAGAUGAUGCUCAAACAUGUCGGGGAAUCAUUUCAAAGGCCACGAAGUCAGCUGCUGCAUCAAAUACUUUAUUUUCGGCUUCAACAUCCUGUUCUGGCUGCUGGGCAUGGCCUUAGUUGGGAUUGGACUGUGGGCAUGGAGUGAGAAGGGGGUCCUGUCCAAUAUCUCAUCCAUUACUGACCUGGGGGGUCUGGACCCUGUGUGGCUCUUCAUGGUGGUUGGAGGGGUUAUGUUCAUUCUGGGCUUUGCUGGCUGCAUUGGAGCGCUUCGGGAAAAUACAUUUUUGCUGAAGUUUUUCUCCGUGUUUCUGGGAAUCAUCUUUUUCCUGGAGCUAACAACAGGAGUUCUGGCCUUUGUUUUUAAGGACUGGAUUAAGGACCAGCUUAACCUGUUCAUCAACAACAACAUCCGGGCAUAUAGGGACGACAUCGACCUACAGAACCUCAUUGAUUUCACUCAGGAAUAUUGGGAGUGCUGUGGCGCGUUUGGAGCAGACGACUGGAACCUGAACAUCUACUUUAACUGCACUGAUGGGAACCCCAGUCGGGAAAAGUGUGGCGUUCCCUUCUCCUGCUGCACCAAGGACCCAGCGGAGGAUGUGAUAAACACUCAGUGUGGCUAUGACAUCAGAGCAAAACCAGACUCUGAGCAGAAGGAUUACAUCAACGUGAAAGGCUGCGUGCCUCAGUUUGAGAAGUGGUUCCAGGACAACCUCACCUUGGUGGCUGGGAUCUUCAUCGGAGUGGCAUUAUUGCAGAUUUUUGGGAUUUGUUUGGCCCAGAACUUGGUGAGUGACAUCGAGGCAGUGAGGGCGAGCUGGGUGCCCCCCCCUCUGUCCAUGCGUCGACCCCCACCAUACACCUGCAAGAAAUCAUCGGCUUACUACUCAUGAGACAGGCACGCACAGAAUUUUCUUCACCUAAUGCUGACGGAGCUUCUCUCUAACGGCUUUAGUUCGGAACGUGCCCCCCUCAGUACUGUCAGCGAGCACCGUCGGAGAACGUCAACGAUCACCUCCCCGUUUCCUACCCUGAACCAGCACUUUUUUAAAGGCACUAAAUAUGUGAGGUUUUGUAUAUACCCACUGUGUGACUACUGAACAAAGAAGGUGGACAAGGACAAGAUGAAGAUAGCUGCAGUGUUCCACUUUUAAUAGCUGCACUUAGCGGGCUUCAAUGCAUCCUUUUAAAACAAGCUCAGUAUUUUUCACUGCGGAAGCUUUGGCCCACAUAGAGAAGACCAUUUGUUUAAGCUUCCACCAUAUGUGCUGAAUAGAGCUGCUGCAGAGAAGAGCAGCUGUUCUUACCAUUGUUCCUGGCCCUAACAUUGUUCACUGAGAGGGUCAAACAGGGUGGAAAUAAUUUAGAUUUGUUCUCAAACAGAAGUAACAUGAAGUUGUUGCUCUACUAAUGCAGUAAAGAGAUGCUGAUAAAAUACAAUUACUGACCAAAACAAGGUAAGCAUCAAGUUAAAUCCCCAUGAGGAAUGUAAUUUUGUUCACAUGCAGACCAGUGAUAGUUUUACAAGGAGGUGGCAUGUUUAGAACAUGGUGGCGACACCAUGAGUUGAGCAGCAGUAUUACAGGCAGUUGCUGGAGCUUUCGACACCUUUACAAGAGGCUGACAGUUUAAUGCAGGUUCCCUAUUCUAGUCUGCAAAGAAUCUGGGAGAAUGUACUCACCAUGGUGGAGCCAGUAGUGUUUUCUUUACCACUUUCAGAUCCUUUCUGCUCAGGGGCUUGUCUGUUGCACAAAUAUGUCAUCAUGCCAACUGUCAGUCUCCAAAUCCCAUUGGACCUAGAGGCCAUGAAGGGCAGAGAGACCAUCCAUCUUGUCUGAUGGUUUCUUCUUUUGUUGACACCAAAGCUGGCUGGUGGAUGUGGGUGACUUCUCUGUACCGUGUAAUCAAAUCCAGUUAAAGGUUAGGUGGCAUUAUAAAAAGAAAAGAAUAGAAAUAUCCUUUAUUGUCCUGGAGUGGGGACAUUCAGGUGUGUCAGCAGCAAAGUGAAAGCGUGUAGGUGCUCACAAAUGUAACAAUCUAUAAAGAAAUUUUUUUUAAAGUAGACCGCAGAAAGGGGAAAAAACAAUACGAAAAAUAAAUACUCUACAGUUAUUAAAAAUGACAAAUUUUUACAAAAUGUACAAUUGUAAAUGUGAAUAAGAAAAUAAGAAAAAAGUGCAAAUAACAGCAGGGGUGUAAACACUUUCUAACAGCUGCUGGGAGGAAGGGUCUGUGAUAACGCUCCUGUGUGCACCUAGGAUGCAGCAGUCUUUCAUUAAAGGAGCUCUUCAGUUCUGCAACAGCUUCAUGCAUGGGAUGGGAGAUGUUGUCCAACAGUCAUGUUAUCUUUACAGUCCUUUUUGUCUUCCACCACCUGCACUGUGUCCUGGGGUCAUCCUAGGACAGAGCUAGCCUUCCAUCUAAAUGUGAAAUGUGUGACAUUUUGUUCUAGCCAAACUAACAAACAGAUCAUUUUUGAUCUUCUUCCAAGUUGAUCAUUUACAAAUAAUCUGCCAUUUCAUAUGUAAUGGCAUACAUUAUAUUAGUAAAACAGUCUUUGUUCAGAUGUGGCAGAAGAGCAGUGCAUUUAGGGGGUGCCGUUGGCAUUAAGGUCCUGGUCAGCUCUCAGUCUCGUCUUAACGGAAGGAUGUUGGCGGUCAGCAUCUCAAGUAUAUCCACUUUAUUUCAGUGAUGUUGCCAUGGAAACAGCCACAACAACAACACAACAGAGUCUGACUGCCGUGUGGGUACUUGUUGCUGUAAAUGAUCCAUCUUGUCAUCCAGAGCAGAAGGACUAGCAGGAGAACCUUGUCAUUAUAUAUUGUUUGCUGCAGGGCCUCACUGAACCAUCCUCAGCCUCCAUCACCAAGCACACCACAUUGCGAGCAUCCUUUUACUUGGUCAGUUUGUUUAUGUGGGGGCCUCUCCAACAGGUAGCCUUUCCUUUACUACAAGCUGUUACAACAUUAAAUAUAUCCUCAACUCCCAUUAAAAAUUGGAGGGGGAAAAGCCUCCAUUGUUUCACAUGGAGGCCAACAUAAAUGUACUUUUCCAGCCUUACAAGAUCUUGUUGGUUGUAACUGCAGAGGAAGCAGGGUAGAUAUUUAGAAGAAGUCAGGUUAUCUUUGUUGAUCUUAAGGAAAUGUUCCUUAGAAGUGGAAAGACUCUGGCCCUUUAAACACAGGGGUACCUGGUAUAUCAGCAAGGCAAUGUAUCGAUCAUUGGUCUGCAUGUGCCCCUAAUGACAUCCCAACCAGACCGGGGUCCUCGUGUAUAAGUGCCAGACGCCAUAGAAUGUGAGCAUUUGGCCUCUCUAGUCGGCUAUGACAAGACGAUCUUGGAGUUGAAGAUGCUGGAUAUUGAAGUCCUGGGCUGGUGUGGUUUUACACGUGGUCUGUGGUUGUGAGGCCGGUUGGAUGUACUGCCAAAUUCUCUGAAACACCUGUAGAGACGGCUUAUGGUAGAGAAAUGAGCAUUCAAUUCACGGGCAACAGUUCUGGUGGACAUUCCUGCAGACAGCAUGCCAACUGUACGCUCCCUCUAAACUUGCGACAUCUGUGGCAUUGUGCUGUGUAACAAACCCACACAUUUUAGAGUGGCCUUUUAUUGUGGCAGCCUAAGGUACACUAGUGAAAUAAUCAUGCUGCUGAAUCAGCAUCUUGAUAUGCCACACCUGUGAAGUGGCUGGAUUAUCUCAGCAAAGAAGAAAUGCUCACUUUCACAGAUUUAGACAGAUUUGUGAAGAAUAGUUGAAACAGACGUUUGUUAGCGUAGAAACAGUCUUAGAUCUUUGGGUUCAGCUCAUGGGUUAUGGGAGCAACAACAAGUGUUCUGUUCAUAUUUUUAUCCAGUGUAUAUGACAUCAGUCUACAAUGACGAUGACCAGGACUAGAUGUGAUUUACUGCACCGCAGCACAAUGUUGGUGAAAAGCAACAUUGUGGAACAGUGUGUUGCAACAUGCCUCAUUUAGGAACAUCUUCAAGUCACAUAAACAAAAACUUCACUUGUGCAGACAUGAUUUCAGAUUGUAGGUCCAUGCAGGGCUUAUUUACAUCUAUUUAUGGUCUGAUACUCCCUCCUUUGUGCUUUUUUCCACAGUUAUGGGGAUGUACAAAAGAAAAGGGCACCCCUGGUUUCAUGCUUUAGUUGGAAAUCCCAGGAAGUCUUUGUACAUAAGCCCCCAGUUCCUUUUGGGGCUGAAGUGCUUUUAUUGAUGACAUAAACUGUUAGGUGUUAUCAUGUUCUGUUUGGGUUACAGCUCUUCAGCAUCUUGACUGACAGUACAUCCAGGGGCUGGUCCAGAAGGUUUGGAGAGCCUUUUAUUCCCCAUCUUUUUAAAAUGUAAAUAAAGUCAUCACACAGAAUGUAUGUAAGUGUACAGCCCAUCCUGAUCUUUGCUAAUGUUUUUACUGAACAGCUUCAGUGAAGCAGAGAACGUGGGUCAACAGAAGAGUUGUUUUUAUAAAUUGAGGAAAUUCAAAUUUUUCUGACCAUGUUCAGUGUUUCACAUGACAGCGUUUGUGCACUCCAGUAAAAUAUUGUGGCACUUUUUCCCCGUGAUGGUCGUUAUGUAUUCAGAAGCAGAUCUCAUCACUGUACGUGAGACGGAGUGAAAUCAACUGAAAGGUGUUUCUGUGGAGAUUUUCUAGGUGUUUAAGGUGGAUUUAUGCUCUAAGCAUGCAUUUGUAGCAAACUGUAGAGUAUUUUUUCAAGCAGUGGUCUUUGUUGUAAAAUGAUAUAUCCUGGGUAAGUGUGACGCUACUGAUAAAGGAACGGAUACUGUUUUUGAUACAAAAUAUUUAUUGUACAUUGAACGUGAUUUUCUAACUCUAAAACAUUUAGUACCACUGAAAGGGAACCUGUCACUCUUGUGUAAAAGUACUUGUCACCAUAUGGAUCACCUGCACUAUACAUCCCACCUACAUUUGUUGUGUAACUACCUCCUCGUGUCCCGUUAACAUUUUAUCAUCUAGUAAAAUGACCUGACUGAGAAAUA